This is a messenger RNA of Centrocercus urophasianus (Greater sage-grouse), 1079 nucleotides long. It is a transcript of the gene EFNB1, whose product is annotated as ephrin B1. The coding region runs from base 1 to 1005 and encodes 334 amino acids. Gene Ontology annotation, cellular component: plasma membrane. Gene Ontology annotation, molecular function: ephrin receptor binding. NCBI's taxonomy places the organism in Eukaryota, Metazoa, Chordata, Aves, Galliformes, Phasianidae. Gene Ontology annotation, biological process: ephrin receptor signaling pathway; axon guidance. The record is from RefSeq and is a predicted model, not a curated record. The transcript has 5 exons.
AUGGCGCGGCCCCGCGGCGGGCGGUGGCUGCUGGGGGUGCUGCUCGCCCUGUGCCGCCUGGCCGCGCCGCUCGCCAAGAGCCUGGAGCCCGUCUCUUGGAGCGCCGGCAACCCCAAAUUCAUGAGUGGGAAAGGGUUGGUCAUCUACCCGGAGAUUGGGGACAAACUGGACAUUAUCUGCCCCAAGGCGGAGCCGUCCAAGCCUUACGAGUACUACAAGCUGUACCUGGUGAAAAAGGAUCAGGCAGAUGCCUGCAGCACUGUCAUGGACCCCAAUGUGCUGGUGACGUGCAACCGGCCCGAGCAGGAGAUCCGCUUCACCAUCAAGUUUCAGGAGUUCAGCCCCAACUACAUGGGCCUGGAGUUCAAGCGGCAGCAGGAUUACUUCAUCACAUCCACCUCUAAUGGGACACUGGAUGGCCUGGAGAACCGGGAAGGAGGGGUCUGCCAGACACGCUCCAUGAAGAUCGUCAUGAAAGUGGGGCAGGAUCCAAACGCGGUGAUCCCGGAGCAGCUGACGACGAGUCGGCCCAGCAAGGAGGCAGACAACACCGUGAAAAUUGUGACACAGAGCCCACGCCACAAAGUCCCCACGGUGGAGGAGCCUGGCAAGCCAGGCUCCGUCAACCAGAACGGCCAGGAGACCCAAGGUCCCAGCGACGGGUUCUUGAGCUCCAAGGUCGCCGUUUUUGCCGCCAUCGGCGCAGGCUGCGUCAUCUUCAUCCUCAUCAUCAUCUUCCUCGUCGUCCUCCUGAUCAAGAUCCGCAAGCGGCACCGGAAGCACACGCAGCAGCGGGCCGCAGCCUUGUCCCUCAGCACCUUGGCCAGCCCCAAAUGCAGCGGGAACGCCGGCUCAGAGCCCAGCGACAUCAUCAUCCCCUUACGGACUACAGAGAACAACUACUGCCCGCACUACGAGAAGGUGAGCGGGGACUACGGGCACCCCGUCUACAUCGUGCAGGAGAUGCCCCCUCAGAGCCCAGCCAACAUUUACUACAAGGUGUGAGGAGCAGCCUGGGCACGCCACGCAGGAGCGCCCGAUGGGGCCGGCGGCGGGAGGCAGCGUGGUGCCCGGCCGCG